AAAUUUAUAAGCUGGGAACACUGAUGAUGUGUUUCUCUUGUUUGUGUGUGUGAGUGAUGUCUCCGCCAUUGAAAUUCAUUUUAGCCGAGAAUUGAAAUAGGUUGUACCUUUCACAAAUCGGCAAAUAUCUUCAUAAUCUUCCUUUCUUUGCCUGUUCUAUUUAGCUAUAUUUCGUGCACCAUAAUUAUAUCAAAUGGCAGACAGAGACACAGAUGAGUUAAACAUCGAUAACGUAAUAAAAAAAUUAUUAAAAGUUCGGGGCGAAAAGCCUGGAAUGAAUGUACAGUUAACGGAAAUAGAGAUCAAAGGGCUAUGCUUGAAAUCGCGGGAAAUAUUCUUGUCACAACCGAUAUUACUUGAAUUGGAAGCACCGCUAAAAAUUUGCGGUGACAUCCACGGGCAGUACUAUGACCUGCUCAGGUUGUUUGAAUACGGUGGCUUCCCUCCAGAGUCCAACUAUUUGUUCCUCGGAGAUUACGUAGACCGUGGCAAGCAAUCUCUGGAGACGAUAUGUCUACUCCUCGCCUACAAGAUCAAGUACCCAGAGAAUUUCUUCCUUUUACGUGGCAACCACGAGUGCGCUAGCAUUAAUAGGAUUUAUGGAUUCUACGACGAAUGCAAACGGAGGUAUAACAUCAAGUUAUGGAAAACUUUCACAGACUGCUUCAACUGCUUACCGGUCGCUGCGAUAGUUGACGAGAAGAUAUUCUGCUGCCAUGGCGGCUUAUCUCCAGACCUGCAAGCUAUGGAACAGAUCCGGCGGAUCAUGAGGCCGACUGACGUCCCUGACCAGGGCUUGCUCUGUGACCUGUUGUGGUCUGACCCUGACAAGGAUACCGCCGGAUGGGGAGAAAAUGAUCGUGGUGUCAGCUUUACAUUUGGAACUGAGGUGGUAGGCAAGUUCCUAUCGAAGCACGAGUUUGACCUGAUCUGCCGCGCGCAUCAGGUCGUGGAAGACGGUUAUGAGUUCUUCGCCAAGAGGCAACUGGUCACCCUCUUCUCGGCGCCCAACUACUGUGGCGAGUUCGAUAACGCCGGAGCCCUCAUGUCAGUGGACGAGACACUAAUGUGCUCGUUCCAGAUCCUAAAACCGGCCGACAAACGCAAGCUUUACUCCGGCCUCAACAUGGGCCGGCCCAACACGCCGCCCCGCGCACAGCCCAAGAACAAAAAGAAGUGAGUCCUCACACAUACACAGAACUGUUGCACUAACAAUGUACACAUGCACCAAGUAGUAAGAAUGUUGUGCUCAGACUCUACUUAAAAAAUAACCAAUUAAAAUUCAACAAAAUGACGCGACAUUUUUUCUUGACCAGUAAGAAUUGUGUUCAUUUAUGAACAUUGAACACUACAUACUUACUACUCUAUGUAAACAGUAAUACGAUGGAAAUUAUAGGGAAAAUAAGGGUGUCAGUUUGGUAAUAGGGCAUGGUAAUAGAAAGGUACAGGCUACCGACGUGACGGGUCGUUAUUGGCAACGACCCUACGAAUUGACGG
This is a messenger RNA of Spodoptera exigua (beet armyworm), 1497 nucleotides long. NCBI's taxonomy places the organism in Eukaryota, Metazoa, Arthropoda, Insecta, Lepidoptera, Noctuidae. The record is from the annotation of a GenBank genome assembly.